Molecule: messenger RNA, 756 nt
Organism: Panicum virgatum (switchgrass)
Lineage: Eukaryota; Viridiplantae; Streptophyta; Magnoliopsida; Poales; Poaceae
Exons: 1
Coding region: 1-756 (251 amino acids)
Source: RefSeq, a predicted model, not a curated record
AUGGCUGUGGCGGCACCCAGGCCGAACGGGCACGACGUCACGGCCGGGAAGAUGAAGAAGGGGCUGGACCUGGUGAGCUUGCCGGGAGGUAGCCAGCGGAGCGAACUGGUCCUGCACCUGGCGCUGACGGAGACCCAUGAGUGGUUCGGGAUCGGAGGGGCGAGCGGGCGGCUCCGCCGACCCAGGGUCCUCACCAGAGACAAACGGCUGCCCCUUGCCAGCUCCGGCCCCGACUACCUGCGGAGCGCCGCCGACUGCCGCCGCCUCAUCGUCCGUGGGGUGAUGCACGUGCUCCGCGACGAAGGCUUCCACGGGCUGAACGCGGCGGACUGGGACGCGGCGGUGCCCCGGGGCUUCGAGGCGCGCGUCGCGGAGCGCGCGCGCGCCCUGCCGGCCGGCUGCGCCUGCAGGUGCGAGGUCUCCAUCCGCAUCGGCGUCGAGUUCGUGUACAGCGAGCCGGCAGCGCUGCUGCGGGCGUGCACCGAUGCCGGUGACCUGAUGACCUCGAGAGCGGCGGGCGGCGUCGGCGACGGCGCCGCGCCGCCGUGCUCCAUCUGCUUGGAGGAGAUGGCGCGGGACGCGGAGGCGACGUGCCUGCCCGGUUGCGGGCACGGCUUCCACAGCAGGUGCAUCGGCAGGUGGUUCCAGAAGGCGUCGACGUGCCCGGUCUGCCGGCGCGACAAGCUUCAGUACCUGCCGCCGGGCUACACGGCCGUGCAUGACAUGAUGCACUCUGACCCGGAGGGCUCGUGCUAG